CAGUAAUCAACAAGAACUUUACCAAGCAACAUGCAAAAGACAAGCAGCAUUCUCAUCCUGGCAAUUGUGGCUUUCGCUGCCUGCAUUGAGGCGAUGCCACAAAAGUACCAGACGCUACCCUAUUACCCGAAACCAACACCUCAACCUCGUCCCAUUCGAGUUAGGCGCCAGGUUUUGGGCGGCUCGGUGUCUUCGGAUCCCGCUGGUGGCUCAAAUGCACGACUGAGUAUCACCAAAGGCAUUGGAACUCCCGAUCACAAUGUUAUUGGACAAGCCUUUGCAACUGGUAAUACAGCAAGAGGACCAGUUACAACUGGAGGAACCCUAGCCUACAACAAUCAUGGCCAUGGCAUCGAUCUGACCAGGACGCACACGCCAGGCGUGCAGGACAGCUUCCAGCAGUCGGCGCAUGCCAAUCUGUUCAACAACGGCAAACACAACCUGGACGCCAAGGUCUUUGCCUCACAGAACAAACUGGCCAAUGGUUUUAAGUUCGAGCGCAAUGGAGCUGGCUUGGACUACUCCCACAUCAACGGUCAUGGCGCUAGCUUGACACACAGCAACAUUCCCGGCAUUGGUCAGCAAUUGGGCUUGGAUACACGGGCCAAUCUGUGGUCAUCGCAGGAUCGCAACACUCGCCUCGAUCUGACCGGCAAUGCAUCCAGGUGGACAAGUGGUGCAUUCAGUGGCAAGAACAACUUUGGAGCUGGUCUGGGAUUGACCCAUAGUUUCGGCUAAAAUUGUCAAUUGUAAAUUGGCAUUUUUCAUAUACGAAUAUUCCAAAUAAUUUAUUUCUAUUAAUAAAACAAUAUACUUGAAUCAGAAAA
Molecule: messenger RNA, 827 nt
Organism: Drosophila grimshawi
Lineage: Eukaryota; Metazoa; Arthropoda; Insecta; Diptera; Drosophilidae
Product: attacin-A
Exons: 2
Coding region: 31-738 (235 amino acids)
Biological process (GO): defense response to bacterium
Cellular component (GO): extracellular region
Source: RefSeq, a predicted model, not a curated record